This is a messenger RNA of Helianthus annuus (common sunflower), 870 nucleotides long. RefSeq names its product mavicyanin. Lineage: Eukaryota; Viridiplantae; Streptophyta; Magnoliopsida; Asterales; Asteraceae. The transcript has 2 exons. The coding region runs from base 106 to 675 and encodes 189 amino acids. Gene Ontology annotation, cellular component: plasma membrane. Gene Ontology annotation, molecular function: electron transfer activity. The record is from RefSeq and is a predicted model, not a curated record.
AAUAGCUUUAGAAUCUUGAGCUAUCUCUAAGCCUUCUCUCUAAGACAAGUUAUAUAUAUUAAGUAUUCUCUAAGACAAGUUAUAUACAUAUCAAGUAUAACAGAAAUGGAGAAGGUGGCAGUGGUUGCAACGUUGAUGGCCAUGGUGGUUUGUGGUUCAUUGAUGGAGACAGCCAUUGCAGCAGUGUACACAGUCGGAGACUCAUCUGGAUGGACCACCAUUGGUAAUGUUGAUUACAAACAGUGGGCUGCUAUUAAAACCUUCAAAGUUGGGGAUACUAUAGUAUUCACAUACAACAAGCAGUUUCACAAUGUGAUGCAAGUCAAACAUGCCGACUAUAGAUCCUGCAACGCCUCAACACCCAUUGCAACCCACUCUACUGGCAAUGACUCGAUUGUCAUCAAGACAUACGGCCACCACUUUUACAUGUGUGCGGUCCCAGGACAUUGCCAAGCCGGACAAAAGGUUGACAUUAACGUCGAACGCGAUUCUUCUACAAUGGCUCCAUCUUCAUCGAUAUCAAAUCCACCAACAUCGUCUUUUUUGCCAUCUCCAUCCUCUGCCCCCACAAGCUCCACAUUAAGUAAGCCUAAUUCGGUAGGCAAAGCAACUUCAUCAACUAUAUCGCAUAUUACGGUAGCGUUGGCUAUAGCUAUGUUUGUUGGUAUUAUGUGAGGGUUUGAUCCAUCUGUCUCAGUGAACGUCAUUGGAGGGGAACUACUCACAUUUUGUGUUGAUUUCUUAUGAAAAUAGGCAUGUUGAUGUUCUUAUGUAACGGAGAUUUUUCUUUUAUAUGUAAUUGGCUAGACCCACAUAUUCAAUAAUAACAAAGUUCCAAGAUAUGCAAUGCACUACUAGAAAAUCUGCCAA